This is a messenger RNA of Nezara viridula (southern green stink bug), 1285 nucleotides long. Lineage: Eukaryota; Metazoa; Arthropoda; Insecta; Hemiptera; Pentatomidae. The record is from the annotation of a GenBank genome assembly.
AGAAUGUUUAAUAUGCCAAUUGAUAGAGAAUAUUGUGAGUUAAAGAGCUGGAGCAGCCUACAAGAUUCACUGCUUGAACAGAUAGCCUCUAGUAAAAGAGAUGCUUCUAAGAAAAAAUUGAGAGGACAAAUGGAAAUAUUCUCAAUACCUGAAUAUUUAAAGAAAGUUUAUGAAAUUGACACAGAACAUGAAAAAAGAUUGAAGCAAAAUAAAAAAUGGCAAGUUCUUCAAAAAAAGAAGCCAGCAGUACACAUAAAUAUUAGUGAUGACACUGAAAAUAGAAUAACAAAAAAUGUUUUAACUGAAAAAAUUAAAUUAAACACAGGAUUAGAAAAGAAAUGCAUAGCUAAAGAACAUGUUUCCAAAAGUUUGGAUAAGAAAAUAGCGGCAAAAUUUAAAAAAAAUGUAAUAAACCCGCAAAAUCAACAUUUCCAAAUAGCUACUCCAACUAAAAACAUACAUUCUUCACCUUCAAACAAUGGUUUUCUGAUCACAAAGCUCUCAUCUUCCACAACAUUAAUUAAAAAAUUACCUACUACUGAAAAAACCCUGAGCAAGCUCCAGCUAUCAUUCCCAGAACCAACAACAUUACCUGCCUCUUCUACCCUCUCUGUUUCACCAAUAGCCUCGAGGAAUAAAAAAGAAAUUUCAAGUGAAAUACCUCACCUUGGUAGGUUAAAUAAUUCUUCUGAAAUUACACCUGGUACAUCUGAGACAGUAAUGAAUUCCUCUCCAGUUUCUUUAUCUGAGGUUCCUCAAAGUUAUUCCAAACUUUCUUUCAAUGCUUGGAAGACAUCAAAGCCCAUCAGACAAUAUGGUUCUUCAUCAAAAAAUUCAAGAAAAUCUGUUGAAUCUGCCCCAUCUCAAUGGUCAAUUGAGAAUAUUACACUUUCAAUGAACUCAUCUGUCACUUCCACAGAAAAAGCAGAGUUCUGUUCUUCAGAAACAAUGAUGACUGAAACCUUUUCUCCUUUGCUGACUAUACCAUCAUUCCAUAAUGAAUGGACUGAACCUGAAAUAUAUUACACACCUAAACUAAUCGAUGUGACAAAAAGUUAUGACUGCUCUUCACCAGAUUUGCUAAAUCCUUUUCAUUCUAUUCAACUAGAUGAGCCUACCACAUACUUCUCAUCCCACUUUACAGCCUCCCCACUUUCAUUUGGAGAACUUUAAUUGAUUGUCCUCUAUUCUGGAUCAGUACAAGCAAAUCUUGACUCAAUAAUAAAAAAUAUUUAUGAAAAACAUAUAUAACAAGAAAUCAAUUAUUUACAAAUCUAAGUUAAAU